AUGGGUGCCCCUGAAUUGUCUCCACCAGAGCGUAAACAAUGGACGAAUCCUGUCGAAUUCUUUUUAACAUUAGUUGCAUUUGCUGUUGGUUUGGGUAAUGUUUGGCGUUUUCCAUAUCUUUGCUUUAAGAAUGGUGGUGGUGCAUUUCUUAUUCCGUAUACAUUUAUGCUGAUUUUUAUUGGUGCACCUGUCUUCUAUCUUGAAUUAACAUUAGGACAAUUUACUAGUGCUGGCCCACUUGUUGUAUGGAGAGUGAAUCCAUUAUUACGAGGCAUUGGUUAUGCAUCAUUAGCGACAAAUUGUUUUUUAGCUCUUUAUUACAAUGUAUUGAUUGCUUAUUGUUUCUAUUAUUUAAUUGCAUCAUUUCAACUUGUUGUUCCAUGGUCAACAUGUGGUAACUGGUGGAAUACACCUUUAUGUACUGAUCAAAGAACAUUAGCAAAUCUUUCUCGAAUUGAUCUUGAUUUAAUGAAAAGUAAUAAGCUACUAUUAUUUCUUUUUAAAUCUGCAAUUAUUAAUCAUUUCAAAUAUUCAUGUUUAGAUAUGACAACAUCACCGAGUGAAGAAUAUUUCUAUCGUCGAGUACUUCAGAUUACUAACGGAGUAGAAAAUCUCGAUGGAAUCGUUACUCAUUUAGCUGUUGCUUUGGCAGUAGCUUGGCUUAUUUGCUUUUUGGCAUUAUCAAAAGGUGUCCAAUCUUUAGGCAAAAUUGCGUAUUUCACGGCUUUAUUUCCAUAUGUCAUGUUAACUGUUUUAAUUAUUCGUGGAGCAACAUUAAGCGGUGCUAUUGAAGGCGUGAAAUUUUAUAUGGGAACUGUGAAUUUGAGUGUACUUAAAAAUCCGUCUGUAUGGAAAGAAGCAUGUACACAAGUUUUCUAUGCAUUGAGUUGUUGUAGUGGUGGUCUCAUUGCAAUGUCAUCAUUCAAUAAUUUUAAUAAUAAUGUUUAUCGUGAUACAAUUUCCAUUUGUUUAGUGACAUGGUUUACAAGUAUUUUUGGUGGAUUUGCAAUUUUUACCGUACUUGCUUAUUUUGAUUCUCAAGGUCCUGGUCUGGCAUUUGUUGUCUUUCCCGAAGGCUUAUCGAUGAUGCCAUUUGCACCUUUGUGGUGUGUUCUAUUCUUUUUAAUGAUGUGCACACUUGGCUUUGGUUCUGAAUUUUCUAUUAUGGAAACCAUUAUGGCUAGCAUAAUAGAUGAAUUUAAAACAUAUUUAAAUACACCAAAAAAAAUUAUUAUCUUUCGAUUUUGUAUAUCACUUGUCUUUUUUCUUCUUGGUUUAUCUAUGGUUACACGAGGAGGUUUAUAUAUAUUGAAUAUAAUUGAUCAGUAUCUCGGUGGAUUUCCUUGGUUAAUUAUUGGUGUUGUUGAAUUAUUUUGUAUUGCAUGGGUUUAUGGUGUUGAGAACUUUUGUGAUGAUAUUGCAUUAAUGAUAGGUGAAAAUCGACGUCCUGGUAAAUUCUGGAAAAUCUGUUGGCAAUAUAUUUCGCCACUUAUUCUUAUUUUUACAAUUGUCUUUUCUUCUCUAUUCUACCAAGAAGUAACACUUGAUGAUUAUGCAUAUCCAUCAUGGGCCCUUGCACUUGGCUGGAUUGUAGUAAUAGCAUGUCUCGGGUGGCUCCCAUAUAUUUUUACAGUUGAAAUAUGUCGUCGUGGAACAUGGGGUAUUAUUAAAGAAGCUCGUUUGCCUCAUGCUCAAUGGGGUCCCGCUCGAGAUGAACACCGCCAACUAUCAAUACGUUAUGCAAAUAAGAAUGAUCCAAAACAACUUAGCAUGCAAACUUUAUCGACAAUCGAUGGAGGCGAUACAUUUGAUUUGGAUUCAGCAGCAAUUGAAGUUAUAGCAGCAAGUCCAAAACUAUAUGUCAAACGACUUUCAGACGUGUCUACUACCCGAUUUUAA
This is a messenger RNA of Rotaria socialis, 1899 nucleotides long. The record is from the annotation of a GenBank genome assembly. NCBI's taxonomy places the organism in Eukaryota, Metazoa, Rotifera, Eurotatoria, Philodinida, Philodinidae.